CAGGUGGUGACACCGAAGGGGCAGAUUUCUCUCCCACCGUUGCCGAGUCGCCGCCGGCGAGUUGCUCUUCUGAAAAUUCAAAGAUGCGGAGUACAGUAUAAUACACGGAAGGGGGCAAAUCUCUGCGUCUCCAGUUGCCUUCCCGCCGCCGCGAACGCUACAUUUUGCCUCGUUGGCUCAUUGCUCAGUCCAACAUGACCGGCACAAAAACCGUUACCAAGUCGCCGCCGGAGCUCAUCGUUCCGGCGUUGACAACCCCCGGCGGCACCCUCCCGCUCUCCUCCAUUGACAAGGCAGCCGGCAGCGCCGGCUUGGUUAACCUCAUCCAGGUCUUUGCCCCGCCCUCGUUCACCGCCGCUCGUAUGAGCCAGGGCGCCGCCGCGGCCAUGGCAGCGAUGCGCGACGGGCUCGCGAGGGCUCUCGUGCCGUACUACCCGGUGGCCGGCCGCGUCGCCCCGAGCGGCCUUGCGGUGGACUGUACUGGCGAGGGCGUCUGGUUCGUGGAGGCCGCCGCGAGCUGCGCGCUUGCCGACGUGGACGGCCUCGGUUGCUGCCCGCUGCUCAUCCCCGGGGAGCUCCUCCUCCCGCGCCCUCCCCCCGGCGAGAAGCUCGACGGCCUCAUCCUCAUGGUCCAGGCGACUAGGUUCACCUGCGGUGGUUUCGCCGUCGGGAUCAGCUUCAGCCACGCGGUGUUCGACGGCCAGGGCGCGGCGCAGUUCCUCACGGCGGUGGGGGAGCUAGCGCGGGGGCUCCAGGCGCCGUCAGUGACUCCGGUGUGGGACCGCGACGCGAUCCUGGACCCUCCCAGCCCGCCGCCGCCUCAGCUCACGGAGUUCAGGCUCGUGACCCAGGUGGCCGACAUCUCGGCGGAGAGCAUCGCGCGCGUGAAGGACGACUUCAAGCAGGCUGCCGCAACAUCAACGGGGGAGGUGUGCUCCACCUUUGACGCGCUGACGGCCGUGGUGUUCAAGUGCCGCGCGCUGGCGCUGGCGUCGGCGCUCCCUGACGACGCCGAUGUCCGGAUCGCCUUCGCCGCCGGCACGCGGCACCUGCUCCGCGGCGUGCUGCCAGCGGUGGACGGCUACUACGGCAACUGCGUGUACCUGGCGUGCGUCACUAGGGCAGGCAAGGCCGUCCGGGAGGCGUCGCUGGCGGAGGUCGUCGGCGCGGUACGGGAGGCGAAGGAGGCGGUCCCCGCGCGGUUCGCCGGCUGGAUGCGCGGCGUCGAUCACUACGACGUGCCGCUGGACUACAGCACGGUGACGGUGUCAGACUGGAGCCGCGUCGGCUUCGACGAGGUGGACUACGGCUUCGGCGCGCCAGCGUACGUGUUCCCGCUCAACGACCACGUCAACUUCGUCGCGUCUCUCAACUACGUCAGGCCGCCGGCGCCCAGGCGUGGGGGCAUCCGGGUGGUGCUCCGCUGCGUCGAGGAGCCUCACGCCGCUGCCUUCGCUGUCGAGCUCGCCAAGUUCGCCUAAAUGCAACGGACGCCCCAUUUUGGGAGCAAAAAAUGGAGAGGCAGCCUGCAUUUCGAUGCUGCACACCAUCAACAGUGUAUAUAUACAACACCAUAAGAAUUAUGAAACGGAGGGAAUUGCAAUUUGGUUGCAGUUAAGCAUCACAUAGUUGGUUCAAAGAUCUACACACUCAGAUUUCUAGGUACAUUUUGUAUAUGGUGCGGCCAUCUUUUUUUCUUUCGAAUUGUGCAUGGCAAUACACCUGUAACGUUGUGUUCGGAUGUCUGUAUUGGAGACCUCUGUAUUGAAUUGGU
Molecule: messenger RNA, 1774 nt
Organism: Triticum aestivum (bread wheat)
Lineage: Eukaryota; Viridiplantae; Streptophyta; Magnoliopsida; Poales; Poaceae
Product: acyl transferase 4-like
Exons: 1
Coding region: 195-1481 (428 amino acids)
Source: RefSeq, a predicted model, not a curated record